Messenger RNA from Populus trichocarpa (black cottonwood), 3069 nucleotides. Its product is annotated as disease resistance protein RPM1-like. The record is from RefSeq and is a predicted model, not a curated record. Gene Ontology annotation, molecular function: ADP binding. Bases 70 to 2916 code for a protein of 948 amino acids. The transcript has 3 exons. Gene Ontology annotation, biological process: defense response to other organism. NCBI's taxonomy places the organism in Eukaryota, Viridiplantae, Streptophyta, Magnoliopsida, Malpighiales, Salicaceae.
AACUCCAAACACCAUUAUUGCACUCCCUGGAGUUUCAGAAACACUAAUUGGAAAGCUAAAAAAACCACCAUGUCUGAGGGCGUGGUUACUUUUUUACUCACCAAGCUCGGAGACUUCCUCGCAGAAAGGGGAAAACAACUGGCAGGAGUCCAGGGUGAAGCAGAGUAUAUCAGUGAUGAACUUGAGUUCAUGACAGCAUUCCUAAGACUUGCAGAUGCGAUUGAAGACGGUGAUCCUGUUCUAAAAUGUUUGAUCAAGAAAGUGAGAGAUGCAGCUUAUGACACGGAGGAUGCUCUGGAUAAUUUCAGCCUAUCCCUUGCUAGUGAUACUGGGCACGGGUUUUUUUCCUGUUUCAGGAAAAUCUCUCGCUCUAUUAAAGAUGCAAGAGCUCGGAGUCGAAUUGCCUCAAAAAUUCAAAGCAUCAAGUCUCGAGUGGUCAGUAUCUCAGAGUCACAUCGGAGAUACUGCAAUAAAAAUAAUAUAAUGAUUCAAGGAUCAAGCUCCAUCAACAUCCCUAGGCUUGGAUGUCAAAAGGAUGCCCUUCUACUAGAAGAAGCUGAUCUUGUGGGCAUUGAAAAACCCAAAAAGCAGAUGAUCGAGUGGCUUCUUGGAAGCAAAUCAGGACGUGAAGUGAUUUCUGUGGUCGGAAUGGGAGGCUUGGGAAAAUCAACCUUGGUCAAAAAGGUCUACGAUGAUUCAGAUGUGAAGAAACACUUCAAGUUCCGUGCUUGGAUAACUGUAUCUCAAUCUUUUAAGAGAGAGGACCUCUUAAAAGACAUGAUUCAACAACUCUUCCGUGUUCACAGGAAACCAGAUCCAAAAGGUGUGGACAACAUGAACUACAAUAAGCUAAGGAGUGUCAUCCAUGAAUUCCUCCGACAGAAGAAAUACCUGAUUGUCCUGGACGAUGUGUGGCACACAAGUGCUUGGCGUGCUUUCCAGCAUGCGUUGCCGAACAACAUCUGUGGCAGUCGGAUAUUGGUCACAACACGCAAUACUGAAGUUGCCUCCACUUCAUGCAUGGAUUCCCCUGACAAAGUCUACCCUUUAAAUCCGUUGUCUCAAGAAGAAUCUUGGACUUUGUUCUGCAAAAAGAUAUUUCAGGAUAACCCUCGCCCUCCACAUUUGAAGAAUGUUUCAGAAACAAUUUUGGGUAGAUGUGAGGGAUUGCCUCUUGCGAUAGUAGCAAUUAGUGGUGUUCUGGCAACAAAGGACAAGAGUAAAACAGACGAAUGGGAAAUGGUACAUCUCAGCCUCGGUGUUGGAUUAGAAGAAAAUGACAUGCUGAUGAGUGCAAGAAAAAUACUGUCACUCAGUUACAAUGAUUUGCCUUACUAUCUUAAAUCUUGUUUGUUGUAUUUCAGCAUCUUCCCUGUGGGUAAUCGAAUCAAGCGUAUGAGGCUUAUUCGAUUGUGGAUAGCUGAAGGAUUUGUGAAAGGCAAAGAAGGAAUGACAGUAGAGGAAGUUGCACAAGACUACCUGAAUGAGCUCAUGAAGAGAAGCUUGGUUCAAGUGGUUAGGGCAACCAGUGAUGGACGGGUCAAAACAUGCCGCGUCCAUGACCUCCUGCGUGAGAUUAUGAUUACAAAGGCAAAGGAUCAGGACUUUGUGGCAAUUGCCAAGGAAGAAGGCACGAUAUGGCCAGAAAAAGUUCGUCGUGUGUCGAUGCAUAAUGUCAUGCCAAGUAAACAGCAAAGACAUGUUGCCUCUCGAUUUCGUUCAUUGCUGACAUUCUGGGGGGCAGAUUGUAGUUAUGAGUCUCCUGUGCACAACUUAUUUUCUGGUCGUCUCAGGCUGCUUCACGUGCUGGAUCUGGAAGGUGCACCUCUAAAGGAAUUUCCUAAUGAAGUUGUCAGCCUCUUCCUCUUAAAAUAUUUAAGUUUGAGGAAUACCAGAGUGAGUUUCAUUCCAAGUUCCAUUAGCAAGCUUAAGAAUCUUGAGACGUUGGAUCUGAAACAUGCCCAGGUUUCUAUAUUGCCUGCUGAGAUUCGGAAGCUCCGAAAACUUUGCUACCUCUUGGUGUAUCGCUAUGAAAUUGAUUCUGAUGACUGGAUCCCCACCAAAUACGGUUUCAAGGCACCAGCUCAUAUUGGAGGUCUACAAUCCAUACAAAAGCUUUGCUUCGUAGAGGCACAUCAAGGCAGGAAUCUUAUGUUGGAACUGGGAAGAUUGAAACAGUUGAGAAGGUUAGGAAUUGUUAAGUUGAAGAAAAAACAUGGAAAGGCUCUCUGUUCUUCUAUUGAAAGGCUGACGAAUCUUCGUGCCUUGUCACUUACUUCAAUCACAGAAAGCGAGAUUAUUGAUCUGGAUUACUUAGCAUCGCCUCCUCAAUUUCUUCAACGAUUGUACUUGGCAGGACGUAUGGAGAAGUUUCCAGAUUGGAUAUCUUCACUGGACAGUUUGGUCAAGUUGGUUCUAAAAUGGAGUAAGUUAAGUGAAGAUCCACUGCUAUCUCUUCAAUAUUUGCCCAAUCUAGUGCAUCUUGAAUUCGUACAGGUUUACAAUGGAGAGAUCUUGUGUUUUCAAGCCAAGGGAUUUCAGUGGCUCAAGUUUUUGGGGCUAAAUAAACUAGACAGGCUCAGGAUGAUAAUUGUAGAGCAGGGAGCGAUGCCUAGUCUAGAAAAGAUGAUAGUCCAAAGCUGCAAAUCGUUGCGGAGGGUGCCAUCAGGCAUUGAACACUUGAGCACACUGAAAGUAUUGGAAUUUUUCAACAUGCCGAAAGAAUUAGUUAUGACGCUGCAUCCGAAUGGAGAAGAUGGAGAUUACUUGAAGGUUGCACAUGUUCCAGAUGUUUACUCUACCUAUUGGAAUAAUGGCAAUUGGGAUAUCUUCUCUUUAUUGAGUGCCAAAUUAGAAGACAAACAUUCUGCCCAGCUUAGCCCCACUUUGUACAAACGCAACUAUACUUGGAAAUAACGUGCUGUGAUUAGUUAUCAAAUGUCUGUCUGGUAUAUACAGAUCAUUGUAAAUUAAUCAUGUUUAUGUUUCUCUCUUCCAUUCCCCUGUAUCCUCCUUGGUGCACAGUGUAAUGAUUAUUUCACUAAUCUCGAGCAUGGAUUGUCUGAAUAA